GACACCAUGAGAGGAUGGUCGCCGGGACGAGGUUCUACGGCGACGGCGAUGAUCGGGGCAGCAGGGAGUUCAGGGAGGUGCUGAAGGAGGUGGUGUCACUCAGCGGCGCGACGAAUCCGGCGGAUGGAUUGACGGCGGGAAGUUCGAGAAGACGGUGGCCGAGCUGGCUCGAAGGACGGAUUCGUUCUUGCAAAAAUUGAUUGAGGAGCAUAAGAGCAAGAAGGAAAGGUUGGAUAGUGCGAAUACCAUGCCUGACCACUUGCUCGCGUUGCAAGAGUCUGAGCCUGAGUACUACCCUGACCAGAUUAUCAAAGGGCUUGUUCUGGUCAUGUUGUUGGCAGGGACGGAUACUUCUGCAGUGACAUUAGAGUGGGCGAUGUCAAAUCUUCUGAAUCACCCAGACAUAUUAGUCAAAGCAAGAGAAGAGCUCGACAAGCAAAUUGGCCAAGAACGAAUGGUAGAUGAGCUUGAUAUUUCUAGCCUACCUUAUCUUCAGAACAUAAUUUCGGAGACCCUUCGACUGUACCCGGCUGCUCCGCUCCUGGUUCCCCAUGCCUCAUCCGAGGAUUGUGUGGUUGGAGGGUACCAUUUGCCGCGUGACACAUUGUUAUUGGUCAAUGCAUGGGCUAUCCAUAGGGAUCCUAAUCUUUGGGAGGAUCCCACGAGUUUUAGACCCGAAAGGUACGGAAAAGGAGGGAACGAAAGUUGUAAGCUGAUAGCUUUUGGAUUGGGUAGAAGGUCUUGUCCUGGUGCAGGCCUUGCCCAACGAGUUGUGGGAUUCACUCUUGGGACAUUGAUCCAAUGCUUUGAAUGGGAAAGGGUCAGCGAGGAAGCGGUUGACAUGAAUGAAGGGAAAGGGAUGACAAUGCCUAAAGAGAAACCACUGGAGGCCAUCUGCAUAAGUCGUCCAAUUGUGAAGAAAUUUGUUUCUUGA
Messenger RNA from Linum tenue, 934 nucleotides. The record is from the annotation of a GenBank genome assembly. NCBI's taxonomy places the organism in Eukaryota, Viridiplantae, Streptophyta, Magnoliopsida, Malpighiales, Linaceae.